Molecule: messenger RNA, 858 nt
Organism: Chelmon rostratus (copperband butterflyfish)
Lineage: Eukaryota; Metazoa; Chordata; Actinopteri; Chaetodontiformes; Chaetodontidae
Product: leucine-rich repeat-containing protein 3-like
Exons: 1
Coding region: 1-858 (285 amino acids)
Molecular function (GO): protein binding
Source: RefSeq, a predicted model, not a curated record
AUGUGCACAGGCUGGUGUGAGGAGAGAUGUACCAGCAGCGGCGGAGGAAGACGAAGAGGUGAAGGAGUGGAUCUUCAUCCCUGGCUGUGCGUCUCGCUCCUGUUCUCGGCCCUGUGGGGCCAAGCGUCCCCCCAGUGCCCAGACAGCUGCCACUGCGCCUGGGACACGGCCACAGUGCUGUGCUCAGAUGCCGGGCUGCUGGAGAUCCCAGAGGGGAUCCCACCGGAAACAGUCUCCCUCCACCUGGAACGCAACUACAUCCGGAGCAUCCCUGAGAGUGCCUUCAGCAACCUGGUCCACCUGCAAGAUCUGUACCUGUCCCACAACCGCAUCGACUCACUCGCCUCAGGAGCCCUGCGGCAUCUGGGCCCCGAGCUGCGCCUGCUGGACCUCUCUCACAACCAGCUGAGGCAGGCCAGCAGGGAGGAGUUCGGCUCCACUCGCGCAAAGACGCGGCUCUACCACAACCCCUGGCACUGUGACUGCACCCUUCAGGAGCUGAUGGAGACUUUGAACCUGGAGCCCGAGACGGUGAAUGGUAUCAUUUGUGAGAGCUCUGUGCGGGGGGUGGGCGAGGGGAGCAGGUGGGAGGACCCGGGGUCGCAGGGCGAGCACGCAGGUCAACCGUUGGUCAAGCUGUUGGAUUCUGGGGUGAAUUUCUGCAGCCUGCAGAGGAAAACCACUGAUGUGGCCAUGCUGGUGACAAUGUUCGUAUGGUUCUUUAUGGUCAUUGUGUAUGUAGUGUACUAUGUGAGGCAGAACCAAGCAGAGGCCCGAAGGCAUUUGGAGUACCUGAAGAGUUUGCCCAGCCCACGCAAGACCCCCACAGAGACAGACACUCUAAGCACUGGUUUCUAA